This is a messenger RNA of Lethenteron reissneri (Far Eastern brook lamprey), 896 nucleotides long. It is a transcript of the gene DNAL1, whose product is annotated as dynein axonemal light chain 1. NCBI's taxonomy places the organism in Eukaryota, Metazoa, Chordata, Hyperoartia, Petromyzontiformes, Petromyzontidae. Gene Ontology annotation, molecular function: dynein heavy chain binding; alpha-tubulin binding. Gene Ontology annotation, cellular component: cytoplasm. The record is from RefSeq and is a predicted model, not a curated record. Gene Ontology annotation, biological process: outer dynein arm assembly.
GUCCCGUUGCCUUGACGACCAGGCGCCUGUGUUGUUGCGUUGCCUAGCGACGAUUGUUAAAGCGCCACGCCAUGGCGAAGGCAACCUCGAUAAAAGAAGCAAUAGCGAAAUGGGAGGAGAAGGCAGGCGAGAAGGCGGGUGAGGCGAAGAUCGUGAAGCUGUACGCGCAAUACCCACCCAUCGAGAAGAUGGACGCAUCCCUGUCGCUGCUCGCCAACUGCGAGAAGCUGUCCUUGUCCACAAAUUGCAUCGAGAAGAUUGCCAAUCUCAAUGGACUCAAAUUCAUCAAGAUUUUGUCACUUGGACGUAACAACAUCAAAAACCUCAGUGGUCUGGAGGCUGUGGGUGAUACUCUGGAGGAGCUGUGGAUCUCCUACAACAACAUCGAAAAGCUGAAGGGCAUCCACGUGCUGAAGAAGCUGCGUGUGCUCUACAUGUCCAACAACCUUGUCAAGGAGUGGAGCGAGUUUGUGCGGCUGGCCGACCUGCCUGCGCUGGCCGACCUGGUGUUUGUGGGCAACCCCCUGGAGGAUAAACACUCGGGCGAGGGGAACUGGAUGGAGGAGGCAACUCGGCGCCUGCCUCGGCUCAAAAAACUCGACGGCUCUCCAGUCAUCAGGCAAGACGAGGAGGAGGCCGAGCCAGGAGAGUUGAAGAGAGUGACGUGCAGAGGAGGACGGACUCGUCUAAUGGCUUCCAUGUCCCGUCACAGGCAGUGGCAUGUCAGUCCUUUUGUCCUCCAUCCCAUUAGAAACUGUUACACGUUUGCCAAUAUUCACCGACACACCAAGUUCCUGAUGGACAAUUAAAAAAACUAAAUCCUGGAUUUGUGUACAGAUAUGAGGAAUGGAGCCAAGAGAUCUAACGUUAUUUUCUGUUAAAUAAAAAAAUAUAUA